AUGUACAUACACACACAGACACAUGUACACACACACACACACAGACACAGACACAUGUAUACACACACAGGCACGUACAGACACGCAUGCACACAGAUACAUGUACAUACACAUGCACAGACACACACACACCACCCCACCCAUAAAAAGUUGCAGUACUUCGUUGUUCACUCACAGAGCCGGGUACUGCACUCUAGGGGGAGGCAGAGAGCACAGUACACACUCCUUCCUUUGCUUUCACUGCUCUCAGCUAUUGAGCAGUCUGACGGCUUCCAGUACCAAUGACAGAUCCGGCCUGAGCUCCGAGCCUGCUCAGCAAGACGGCCCUGGGGGACACAUUUGCCCCCACCAUAAUUUCCACUCGCCAUUGGUGAGCAGGCGAGUGGAAAUUUCAAGCCCUGCACUA
Staurois parvus is the source of this 406-nucleotide messenger RNA. The record is from the annotation of a GenBank genome assembly. NCBI's taxonomy places the organism in Eukaryota, Metazoa, Chordata, Amphibia, Anura, Ranidae.